Annulohypoxylon maeteangense is the source of this 1367-nucleotide messenger RNA. Its product is annotated as putative phosphatidylserine decarboxylase. NCBI's taxonomy places the organism in Eukaryota, Fungi, Ascomycota, Sordariomycetes, Xylariales, Hypoxylaceae. Gene Ontology annotation, molecular function: phosphatidylserine decarboxylase activity. Gene Ontology annotation, biological process: phospholipid biosynthetic process. The transcript has a single exon. Bases 14 to 1285 code for a protein of 423 amino acids. The record is from RefSeq and is a predicted model, not a curated record.
CCUCUUCCUGAUCAUGGCUUGCUCAUACGACCCGGUUGUUCAAGACCUAAAGGAUUUUAUUUAUCGCUACGACGACAGACGUGAUGACUUUUUCAAAGCCAUCAUAAGUGCCAAGGACAUAAACAACGACGGGGCUGAGGAGAUGUGCCUAGAAAACAUUGACACCUUGGAAGAUUAUUUUCGGUUCUGUAAUGAUAUGUUGCGAUGGGUUCCGAGAGUGGACACACCAGGAGACGCCCUCUUUCGAAAGUUAUUGGUCUUCUACUGGAUCUUUAACCAACCCGAUGUCGGCAAAUACCAAACCAGUAUUAUCCCCGAAAAUGCUGGAGUCGAUCCCAAGUGGCUCUCGUACUGGCAGGUACUCUAUGUUCGGACACUCGGUUGCUUCUUGGAUACCCGUGAGUCUGCAUGUGGGAUUGAGAGUUUCUACAGCAAUUGCAUCUACAAUAAAGAUGCAGCCCUGUGGCAGGAUCGGCCACAAGGGGGGUGGGCGUCAUUCAACCAGUUCUUCGCCCGGAGAUGGAAGGAUAUCGACGUUGCGCGGCCACUGAGUCAGGCUGAUCUACUGGACGAUGUCAUUGUCAGCAUUGCUGACUCUAGAUUUGGCGAGACCUUUCCUGUCGAGGAUGGAAAUGUCGUUAUUAUCAAGGGGAUUGAAUGGCCAAUUGCAAAACUGCUACAGAGCGUAGCGGAUGACUUCAAGGAUGGAUAUUUCAUGCAUGCUUUCCUCAGUCCAGCCGAUUAUCACAGGCAGCAUGCACCAGUCAGUGGGGUUGUCUUGGAGGCCAAGGUUAUCCCAGAGCUGGUCUAUCUCCAGGUCACCAAGGACCAAAAGGCCGGUUUAGUCGCUGAUCGUGGUCUUGUGGUCAAAAAACCACUGAUGAGUGAAAGACGUCUGAAAGACCUUAUUGCCAGCGGCGGAAAAAAGCUAAGAAGCCUCAUCGCUGGCGUCGAGAAAGACGUAAGAGCCGUUGUUGCCCCGGAUGAGCCCGGCUACCAGUGGUGCCAGACUCGAGGGUUGAUCAUGAUCCAGACCGAGAAGUAUGGUAAGAUUGCCGUGUUACCGAUUGGCAUGGCCCAGGUUUCGUCAGUUGUUCUGACGGUGGAGAAAGGCCAGAAGAUCGAGAAAGGAGAAGAGAUAUCGUAUUUCCAAUUUGGAGGAUCGGACGUCGUUUUGGUCUUUGAAAAGCCCGUUGACUUUUCUGUGAAACAGGGUGAUAGAUGCAAUGUGAGGACCAGAAUUGCAACUUUUAGGGGGGUUCCUGCGUCAGAGAUCAAGAACUGACCGUUUUCUGCUCGUUGGGGAUUGACGCGUAUGCGUGGGACUCUAAGGAUUCGAAGGAAGCUAGGUGCUUUUCUUAACAUCA